Messenger RNA from Penicillium coprophilum, 1788 nucleotides. RefSeq lists its product as uncharacterized. The coding region runs from base 1 to 1788 and encodes 595 amino acids. The record is from RefSeq and is a predicted model, not a curated record. Lineage: Eukaryota; Fungi; Ascomycota; Eurotiomycetes; Eurotiales; Aspergillaceae. Gene Ontology annotation, molecular function: oxidoreductase activity; copper ion binding. The transcript has 2 exons.
AUGAGAUUUUCAUUCAUUGCCAUCUUGGCCCACUUACUUGGUGCUGGCAUUGCCUAUGCCCAUUACUCCUACAACCCAUCAACAACGUUGCGACCAAUUGUCACACAAACUCAAACUCGCAGUAUAGUAUAUGGGUCCGCACCUACUGAGACUCAAUGUGCAGGAAAUACCCCCAAUGACAGAUCUUCCUGGUGCAAUUAUAGCAUCGACACAGACUAUGAAAAUGUCGUCCCGGACACUGGUGUUACGCGUGAAUACUGGUUUGAGGUUAAAGAAGCCAUGCUCUCCCCCGAUGGAUUUGCUACUCCACGUCUAGCCAUGACUAUCAAUGGCACCUUGCCUGGCCCACCUCUUGUUGCAGACUGGGGCGACUGGGUGGUCGUCCACGUUACCAACCAUCUCUACCAGUCAAUGAAUGGAUCGAGCAUUCACUGGCAUGGUAUUCGUCAGAACUACACAAACCCAAAUGAUGGUGUGCCCUCGGUCACGCAGUGUCCUAUUGCCCCCGGCUCGACUAUGACCUACAAAUGGCGAGCUGGUCAGUAUGGAUCCUCGUGGUAUCAUUCUCAUAUCGGUCUACAGGCUUGGGAAGGCGUAUAUGGGCCUAUCGUUAUUAAUGGACCGGCAACUGCAAAUUAUGAUGUGGAUAAGGGCGCAUUGUUCCUGAGUGAUUGGACGCAUGAGACUGUGGAUCAGCUGCACCAAGAUGUCCAACUACGCGGCCCGGUGAAAAAACUGUCAAAUGGACUCAUCAAUGGCAAAAAUAUCUAUGGAAACGGCACGAAUACUACUGGAUCUCCGUUCUACAUGAAAGUAGAAAAAGGCAAAUCCUACCGGUUGCGACUCGUGAACCCUUCUAUCGACACGCAUUGGAAGUUCACUAUCGACAACCACACAAUGACCGUCAUUGCAAUGGAUCUUGUUCCUAUCAAGCCAUUUGUCACAAACGUUAUCAGCCUUGGAAUGGGUCAACGUUAUGAUGUUAUCAUCACAGCCAACCAGGAGUCCGUAGCAGAAUCCUUCUGGAUGAGAGCUAUACCAGCCGACCGAUGUUCACAAAACGAAAUGACCGGCAACAUCCGAGGCAUCGUCUACUACGGCAACAUUCCCAAACAACCGCAAACGCAGUCAUUCCCUUUCACAAACGUAUGUGAAGACGAACUUUUGACGAACCUAGUACCCCACGUCCCCAAAAAUGUCGAUCCACCAGUUUCACCAGUUUGGGAAAGUAAUGUAACAGUCAGCAAUGUCAGGAACGCACAGAAUUUCUUCCGUUGGCGGUUCAACUCCACCUCGAUGAAUGUGAGCUGGGAGAACCCAACUCUGAUACAAAUUUAUCACAACGAGAUAGGCUUCUCUAAUUCAAGCGGCGUGAUCAAGUUGCCUUUCAAGGACAAAUGGGUAUAUCUCUUCAUUCAAAAUACCGCCGUUACUCAUCCCAUCCAUCUUCAUGGUCACGACUUCUCUAUCCUGGCACAAGGACAGCCUGGACCAGGAACGCCACGAUGGGACGGCUCUGUCAUUACACAGAAUCCCCCGCGGCGAGAUACGGCCGUGCUGGCCGCAAAUGGAUGGCUGCUUAUUGCUUUCCAAACUAAUAACCCCGGCGCAUGGUUGAUGCACUGUCAUAUUGGAUGGCAUGUGGACGAGGGUCUGGCGUUACAGUUUAUUGAGCGGCAGGAUGAGAUUCGGGAUCUUGUUGAUUAUACUCCGUUCAAUGAGAACUGUGCUGCGUGGGAUCAUUAUGUCAACGCGAAGAAUAUUGUGCAGGAAGACUCGGGAGUUUGA